UCAUUUUCUAUGCAUUAUAGGCAGGUCACAGUAUAGAAAGACAGGGCAAGAAGGAAGCCUUAAUUUUUUCCAGUUUUGUCUGCAAUAUGCAAUCAAUUAAUCAGUUACAGGUGAUCUAUAAUUGUCCUGUGUUGCUAUUUCUUGGGUAUCACAGACCAGGUUCCUUGGCCAGUAUAUUUAUAUGUCACCAUUGAUAUGUUACAUCUGUGUCCAGGACAGAAAGACAGAGAUUCUGUUCUCUUGACUAAGAGAGCCUUUUUCUCUAAACAGGCCUUUAAAAAAAAAUUACAUUUAUCUUUCCUCCUUUGCCCCAAGGAUCACUUAGCAACAGAGAUCAGAACUCCCACAAUACUUUUGACUUCUUUGACCUUUUACAAAGUUGAAACUGGUAAGAGUCCUAGUGACACUUCUGACUUUUAGUUAAGAAAGCAACUAGUUAGUUUUAUUUGAGGGUCUUUUUACCUUAAACUGCCUUGUAUUGUUGUUAUGGAAGACAGAUUUGCAAAACAUAGAGAGCCUUUGCCUCUCUAGGAUCUCUCUGCACUUUUAAUAUUGAGCAUUUAGGUUUAGGAUCUAUCUGGAGUUAGUUUUGUCGAGCUUGUUUACAUUAUCUCAUGUGUAGAGUAGCAUUCCACUGCUAAACUGUGAGGUAGAAUAACUGAUAGUAUAAAAAUAAACUGUAUCUUAGGAGACAUUAUGUCACACUAAGUAGAAUUUAGCAAAGGUUGUGUUGCCUCCCAAAUACUCCAUAUAUAUUUGAGUAGUAUGUUAACUGCACCUGUUAGUGAACUAGGUUGCUUAAGGGACCAUAAAGGGUCACAACUAACAUUAAAUUCUGGUAUACCAUAAAGGUAUAUGAAUUCUAGAACAGCUAAUCUCCAGCCUUUUUUAAAAAUGGUUUUGAGCCGGGCAGUGGUGGCACAGCACUCAGGAGGCAGAGGCAGGCAGAUCUUCUUUGAGACCAGCCUGGUCUACAAGAGCUAGGCUCCAAAGGUACAGAGAAACUCGAUCUCAAAAAACAAAACAACAACAACAAAAAAUGGUUUUGAGCUAAGAUCUUCUAUGCUGAUUCAGGUGGAUUUGACCCCUAUCUGUAGUCCCCCAGGGCAUUGCCCUUGUUAUCACCCUGACUAAACACUCUAAAUUCUUGAAUUACAGGUGUGUAGUAACACAGAGUUUUAAAAUUACCAAUUUGGUUCACAUAGUAGACUGUCCAUUGCACUAUUUCAGAUGUCAAGAGGCAGAUAAGGAUAUAAGGGCUACAUUGCAGGCACCAGGAAAGGUUUGGUCUGUAAGAGACAUAAUAACAAUAACAAAAUUACAGCUCCCAAAUAAAUAGAGACUUAUAUUAAUUAUAAAUGCUAGUCUCAUAGCUCAGACUUAUUACUAACUAGCUCAUACAACUUUAAUUAAUAAAUUUCUAUAAAUCUAUGUGUAACCCCAGGCCAGUGGGAUUUACCUCCCUUGCAUGUCUUGCUUCCUCUCUGUCUGGAUUGUGGCUCCUCUGAUUUCACCCUUUUUCUCAAAAUUCUCCUAAUCUCACUCUCCCACUCAAUCUAUUCCUGCCCAUUAAUAGGCAAGUCAGUUCUUUAUUUACCAAUGAGAGUAAUAUAUAUUUGUAACUGGGCUCUAACAUCUUUCUUGGGGGAGGGGUUGAGAAGGUGUCAUAUCAACAACACAAAAGCUUAGUGUAGAAGGAGCCUGUGCGAUCAUUUCCUGGCUGCUCAGACCCAAAUAAAUACACAGAAACUAUAUUAAUUUCAAUACUGUUUGGCCAAUGACUGAGACAUAUUCCUAAUUAGCUCUUAUGUCUUAAAUUAACUCAUUUCUAUUAACCUAUGUAUUGCACAAGGCUGUAGCUUACUGGUAAUGUUCUGGCAUCUUCCUCCUUUAGCAACUACAUGGUGUCUCCUUGACUACACCUACUCUUUCUCUAUAUCUCUGUUCAGAUUUCUCACCUAGCUUUACUCUGCUAAGCCACUGGCCAAAACAGCUUCAUUCAUCAACCAGUAAAAGCAACACACAUAUAAAAGUACAUCCACAUUAGCCUGGAGUCUGGUAAAAAAGGAUACAUUAGAUUUGGUUAUUUCGCAAUAGGGAAAGCUUAUAUAACCUCCCAGCAUGCAGGCAUUUCAAUUUGUUGACAUUGCAUGAUUGCCCCUCAUGGGCAAUAUUGCACAUUCCUCCCUCAUUGCCUACUUCAGUAUUUCUGAUAGUCCCAGGCACACUCCAGAAUGGCUCAUCUCUCGGCCUGGUAGACCUUAACUUCCUUCAUAUCAACAUGUAGAUAUGAAGAUGUAGAGUUCUUUGCUCAGGCAUUGUUGACCCCACCUCAGGAGUGAUCUGCAACUGGACUGUGCCUUUCCUAGGUAGCCUGCUGAACAAUCAGUCUCUUCCCUGUCAUUGACUACUAGCCCUGUGGAUAGCUGCCUGGAUGGGGCAACUAGGUGAUAACCUGUUGAAUUUCAGAUAGGCAUGCAUAACCUCCUGCUGAGGACUGAUAGAAGGAUGCCUAAGAGCCAUUAACACCUUAGUGGCUGCCCACUGCUACUGAAUCUGCUGCAGGAGGCAUUAAAGAGAAUAAGGAUUAGCAAUACUACCCAGUCAAUUAAUGCAUAUGAGAGCAUCCAGGAGGGAUCAAAUAGCCUAUGUAUAUUAUGCCAAACUUUUUCAAAAAAUGAAUCAUCAAAGACCAUAACUUCUGACCUUACUUAUUCACAGUAUAGAGGAUUAAUCUAUAGCAUACAACAUCUAAGUUUUUGAGUUCUUUACAUAUUUUGGCUAUUUGUUAUCUAUUGGAUGUGGAGUUUUUAAAAUCUUGCCUCAUUCCUUAAGCUGCUUUUUUGUCUGAUUGACUAUGUCCCUUUGUCUUACAGAAGCUUUACAGUUUCAUGAGAUACCAUUUAUUAAUUGUUCACCAUAGUGUUUCCACUGUUAUUCCAUUGUUAUAUGGUUGAGAACACCAUAUCCUGUGCCAGUACAUUCAAAGUUUUCCACACUUGGUCUUGUACCUGUUUCAGUGUGUCUGGUUUUAUUUUGGGGAUCUUUGACCCACUUGGAUAUGAGUUUUGUGCAGAAUGAUGAAUGUGAAUAUUUGAAUUAGGCUACAUUCAAAAAUUCAGUUUAGUAGACACCAUUUGUUAAAGGUGCUUUCUUUUUUUUCCAUUUUGUAUUUCUGAAUUUCCUUUGCAGAAAUCAAGCAUCCAGGAUUUAUGUCUGGUCUUUAACUUGAUUCCAAUGUUCAACAAGUGUGCUUUGCUACUAAUGACAUGCUUUUUUUUUUUCUAUAUAUACUGUUUCUUUGUGUAACAGUCCUCACUAUCCUGUAACUAGUGCUUGAGAACCAUGCUGGCCUUGGUCUCUGUCUCCAGACUUCUGGAAUUAAAGGUGUUCACCACCACUGCCUGGUGCCAUGAUAUUCUCUUAUUGUUCAGGAUUAUUCCAGCUAUCAUGUUUUUUUGUUUGUUUGUUUUGUUUAUCUACAUAAAGUGGCAAACUGCCCUUUCAUUGUCUUUAAGCACUUGUGUUGGAAUUUCCAUGGGGAUUGUGCUGAAUCUAUAGAUUGCUUUUAGUAGGAUGGGUAAUCCUACUGUGUUAAUCCUACUGAUCCUUGAGCUUAACAUAUCUUUCCAUCUCUCUGGUAUCUUCUUUAAUUUCUUUCUUUAAUUUUUUGAAGUUAUUAUUGAAAGGCCCCCCGGUGUGGGGAGACUCUCACUCAAGUCUCGAGACAACACCCCCGCCCCCAGAAACUCACGAGAGACUGUCCUUGCUGCAAUCACACGGGGUUUAUUUGACAGGACAGGAACCAGUGCACUGGGGCCGAGACUCAUAACCCACGCAGGGGAGGAGUUCAACCCCGAGUAAUUGGGAGAAGGGGUUUUUAAAGGAAGAAACCACAGCCCAGUAAUCUGAAAGGGGCAGGGAGGGCGGCACAGAAAAUUCCGAAAAUACCAGUGAUGAUCAUAAGGGGGCAACUCCCUGUUUCUCAAGAUUAUACUCAAGAUUACAAUCUAACUUUAUCUUCAGCUAGUUCCUGAAACUGAACUGGCUAAUCCUAGAUUUCUGAUUCUUCUCUCCCUGCUUAGAUUUUUGGCUCUAUUUUUUCCUGCUAGGGGGGUCUGGAUUUAUCCAGGUCUUUCAAUUAUCACACAAGUUAUUUCACUUGUUUUAUUAGAGUUACUGGAACAUAUAUUUGAGGCUAUUAUAAAUGGUGUUUUUCCCUUAUUUCUUUCUCAGUUUAUUAUUUAUAGGAGGGCUACUGAUAUUUUUUUAGUUACUCUUAUAUCCAGCUACUUUGCUGAAAGUGUUUUAUCAAUUGUAGUUCCUUUGUCCAAUUUUUAGGGUCACUUACGUAUCUAUCAUACCAUUUACAAAUAAAAAGACUUUGACUUCUUUGUUUCCAAGUUAUAUCCCAUUGGUGUCCUUAAUUUCUUUUAUUGUUCUAAUUAGAACUUCAAGUACUAUAUUGAGUUGGACUGACUUGGAGUUUCUCUACAUUUAGUUUAAUGUUGGCUAUAGUUUUGCUGUAAAUUUUCUUUAUUAUGUGUAUGUAUGUACCUCAUAUCCCUAAACUGCAAGACUUUUAUAAUGUUUGAUUUUGUCAAAGACAUCUUGUUGUACAUGUAAUGGGAUGACACUGUGUUCUAUUUUGUUUUUCAAUUUAUUUUUAUGGUGGAUUGCAUUUAAUGUUUUUUUUUUUUAUGUUGAACCUUCACUGCCUGUUGUUAAAAGGGCGAAUGGGCUGCUUUCCAUCCCGCCUGGCUCCCGGCCACCCAGCUAGCUUUAUCCAAAAUAAUUACAUGGAAACUGUAUUCAUUUAAACACUGUCUGGCCCAUUAGUUUUAGCCCCUUAUUGGCUAACUCUCACAUAUUGAUUUAACCCAUUUCCAUUAAUGUGUAUCGCCACUUGACUGUGGCUUACUGGCAUGAGUCUAACCAGCGUCCAUCUUGGGCAGGAGAACCAUGGCGUCUGCCACACUGUCUUCUUUCCAGCAUUCUGUUUUGUCUACUCUGCCUCCCUAAGGACUGCCCUAUCAAAAGGCCAAUGCCAUCUCUUUAUUUAACCAAUAAAAGUAACACAUAGACAAAACACCCUUCUAUACCAACUGCCUAUCUGGGAUGUAGCCUAAUUGAUGAGUUUACAUCAGUUUUUGAUGUGUUCUUGGAAUCUCUUGGCAAGUAUUUGAAUAUUUGUGAAUUUAUAUUCAAGAGGGAAAUUGGUCUGUAACUCUCUUUAUAACAUUUGUCACAACACUGGAUCUCUGUACUGAAUUAGUUUAAUGAUCUCAAAGUCCUGAAGCAGAGGGACUAGAGGCAAUGAAUACUUGAAAUUGGAAUUCUCAGAGUCUGUCUACCUGGUGCAAUCUCUAUAUUUUUAAGGGCAAUUGCAGAAACCUUUGUUUCCACUGUUUCCUGUCUCAGGUCUAACAUAUAUAGUAGCAUCUGAUAUGAAUCAUCUAUGAUUACUUAAAUACAAAAGCCUGCAUUUAUGGAUAAUCUGUGGCAUCAUAAGAUGAAUUUCCUGAUGUUUGAUUCCAUGGUUUCUUAGAACCUACAUCCCAUGAGUCCAAGCCCUGAUGGCUUUUAGAAUCUCCACUGAGAAGUCAAAUGUAAUUCUCAUAGGUGUGCCAUUGUAUGUUUCUUGAUUUUUUUUUUACUUUGCAGCUUUUAAUAUUCUUUUGUUAAAGAAAAGGAAGACCAUUAGAAACAUUUACAAACCAUUUUGUUUUCUAUGACUAUUGCUAUCAGAAAUAAUGAUGAUUAAUUCCUGUUCUGUUGUUUAUUUUUUGGCAUGGUUAGUGUUUUGAUUAUUAUGUGGUAAAGGGAAUUUUUCUUUUUAAUGUUUUAUUAAUCUAUAUAUUUUCUCCACUUCUCUCCCUUCCUCCUCCCUCCCUUUCUAUCUUCUUCUAUGAUUCCCAUGCUCCCAUUUUACCUAAACAUAAUAAAGGCAUUAUACAGCAAGUCAACAGCCUGAAUGGAGAGAAACUCAAAGCUAUCUUGCGGAAAUCAGGAACAAGACAAGGAUGCAGUAACCUAUAGUGAUGUGCAUAUUGACUUCAGUCUGGAAGAGUGGGCUCUGCUGGAUCCUUCCCAGAAGAAUCUCUACAAAGAUGUGAUGCUGGAGACCUAUAUGAACCUCACUGCUAUAGGCUGCAGGUGGGAAGAUCAUAAUAUUGAAGAGUAUUGUCAAAGUUCUCGAAGAUAUGGAAGGCAUAAAAGAAGUCAUUCAGAACAACCUUCUGAAUAUACUCAAUGGGUUAAAGCCUUUCCAUAUCGCAGUUAUCUUCAAAGACAUGAAAGAAUUCAUAGUGGUCAGAAGCUCUAUGAAGGUGUUCAAUAUGGUGAUGCCUUUGAAUGUCAUAAUAGUUUCCAAAUACAUAAAGAAAGCCAUAGUGCAGCAAAACGCCAUGAAUGUGAUCAGUGUGGUAAAGCCUUUUCACGAUACAGUCGUCUUCAAAUACAUAAAAGAACACAUACUGGAGAGAAACCCUAUGAAUGUACUCAAUGUGGAAAAGCCUUUUCACAACACAGUAAUCUUCAAAUACAUAAAAGAACACAUACUGGCGAGAAACCCUUUGAAUGUACUCAAUGUGGUAAAGCCUUUUCACAACAUAGUACUCUUCAAAUGCAUAAAAGAACACAUACUGGAGAGAAACCCUAUGAAUGUACUCAUUGUGGAAAAGCCUUUGCACGUCUUAAUAUUCUUCAAAUGCAUAAAAGAACACAUACUGGAGAAAAACCUUUUGACUGUAAUCAAUGUGGCAAAGUAUUUGCAGUACAAAGAAGUCUCCACAUGCAUAAACGAACACAUACUGGAGAGAAACCCUAUGAAUGUAAUCAAUGUGGUAAAGCCUUUUCGCAACACAGAUAUCUUCAAAUGCAUAAAAUAACACAUACUGGAGAGAAAUCUUAUUUAUGCACUCAAUGUGGAAAAGCCUUUGUACAUCAAAAUUCUCUUCAGAGGCAUGAAAAAACACAUACUGGAGUGAAACCCUAUGAAUGUAAUCAAUGUGGUAAAGCCUUUGUUUGUCAAAGUAGUUUCAGACUACAUAAAAGAGCACAUACUGGAGAGAAACCCUGGGAAUGUUCACAAUGUGGUAAAGCUUUUGUAUGCCAAAGUCGUCUUCAAAAACAUAGAAGAACACAUACUGGAGAGAAACCCUAUGUAUGUAUUCGAUGUGGAAAAGCCUUUGCACAACAUGGUCAUCUUCAAAGGCAUGAAAGAAUACAUACUGAAGAGAAACUCUAUGAAUGUAAUUACUGUGGAAAAGUUUUUUCACAUCCCAGUGUGCUACAUAGGCAUAACAGAAUACAUACUGGAGGGAAACCCUAUCAUUGUUCUCAAUGUGGAAAAGCCUUUGCACAUCCUAGUAUUCUACAAAGACAUAAAAGAACACAUACUGGAGAGAAACCCUAUAAAUGUGUUCAGUGUGGAAAAGCCUUUACAGAACAUAGUUAUCUUCAAAGGCAUAAAAGAACACAUACUGGAGAGAAACCCUAUAAAUGUACUCAUUGUUCAAAAGGCUUUGUACAGCACUGUUAUCUUCAGAGGCAUGAAAGAACACAUAAUGGAGAGAAACCCUAUGAAUGUAAUCAAUGUGGUAUAGCCUUUGUAUCUCAAAGCAGUUUCCGAAUACAUAAAAGGGCACAUACUGGAGAGAAACUCUUUGAGUGCCCUCAAUUUGGAAAUGCCUUUGUACACUGAAUUCUCUUCAUAGGUAUGAAUGAUUACAUACUAUAGAGAAACCCUAUGAAUAUACUCAAUGUGGAAAGACUUUUGUAUGUCAAAUCAGUCUCUGAGUACUAAAAGAAAAAAGUCUGGAGAAAAAAACAUACACAUGCAAUAUGAUAAAGCCGUUACAAAAUCAUAAAAGAUCAUACUGCAAAGAAACCCUCUAAAUGUAGUCAGUGUAACAAAGUUUUGCAAGUCAUGGUAGUAGUAUAAGAGUAAAACUUGUGUAAUUGGUUUGUUAAAGCCUUUGAACAUAUUAGACUAGACUUUGAGGAUUGAAAAAAAACUCAUACUGAAUGGAAUCUUGAUGUGGGAGUGUCAUAUAUCAAUCUGUUGAUUUCAUUGGUUAAUUAAAUAAAGAAACUGCUUGCCCUGGUAGGUUAAAACAUAGGUGGGAGGAGUAAACAGGAUGAAGAGGAAGUGAGGUAAGACUCCUCAGACAGACUCGACAGCUCUGCUCUGGAGCAGAGACGCCAUGCUCAGCUCUCCCGAGUAGAGGCGAUAGCUCCUCUCAGCUCCGACCCAGGAUGGAUGUAGGCUAGAAUCUUCCCAGUAAGCGCACCUUGGGGUGCUUACACACAUUAUUAGAAAUGGGCUAGUCCAGAUGCGAGAGUUAGCCGAGAAGAGGCUAGAUAUAAUGGGCAAGCAGUGUUUAAAUGAAUACGAUUUGUGUGUUAUUAUUUCGGGGCAUAAGCUAGCAGGCGGCUAGGGUGCUAGGGAUGCAGCCCCGCCGCUCCAAUUUCAACAGAAUCUGUGUAAAGUAUCUGGUAAGAUUUAUAGCCAACACACUUAUGUUCAAUUAAACAAGAUUCUUUAUUCUGCAGAAAAAAAAUUGACAAGAGUCAACAGUCUCUUCAAGCAUUAUUAUGGAUCUCAGUUCAAGCCAGCCUGGUAUCCAGGACAGCCAAAGAUGUACAGCGAAACCCUGACUGGAUAAACCAAAUAUUAAAAGUAAAACUAAAAGAAAUAGAGAAAAAACAGCUACAUAAUCACAGAUAAUCUGGAUACUGUAUAAUAUUGUGUUGUCUUUCAAGUGUUUGGCUGCAGAGGAAGGAGGAAUAACAGCUCCUAAAAGACAAUUAUAAAUGCUUUUGGAUUACUCCAACCUAUAUAUUUUCAAACUGUCUUGACAUUGCAAUUUAAGUCAAAAGAUACGUUACUUUGGAGAAGAGGUUUUGUUUUUGUUUUCACAGGAAAUGAGAGGCUGUGAAUUUAUUUUAGGCUACGAAAAAUAAGCUUUGAUCAAGGAAGACCUCCCGAAAAAAAUCUCCAGUGGAAAUGGAUGGCCACAAUGAUCCAGUGUUGUAGAGCACCAGUUUUGCAGUUUCUCUGAGUUUUGCAUACAGAACAGCCUCCAAAUUGCUGGAUGAAAUGACCCAGCCUCACAGAAUACUUUUAGUACUUUGACCAUAAUCCAUAAUUUUCUUUUCUUCAAUGUAUAGAAUGGGAUGCCCAUCACCUAAGUGAACCAUUUUUAUUUACAUAACAAGCAGUGUAUGAUCAUGCUUUCCAAGUAAAUAUGUCUGUGAAAGGGUUGUGGAUCGUUGUUCCUGGUUUUAAUUUUCAUGUUUUUAAACAAAUUCCCUGAAAUGUUGUUUGUUAUCCGUUCUAGCAUGGAUGUCAGUAAAUAGGUAUGUAUUUAAAUUCAUGAUCCUCAUGUAUCAGUUUCCUGAGUACAACUAGGAGUUAGAUGAUGUAAUGUCACUGUUUGCUAUUUUGUCGAUACAACACAUUUUAACAAUAUUAAUGUUAUAAUGGUUAAUAGAAGAGAAUAUAAGAAACAUUAAAUUUCUCAUGUGUGUAUCCAAGGCAGCAUUUUCAUCUAUCUGGUAGAGAUGUAAUGAUCUGGGAUAAUCAGCAGCCUAUAGUGUAUCUCACAACAUUGCUUGAUGUUCUAUUGAUAUACUAUUUGAAGUUUCAUGCAUCUUGUUGUCCCCAUCAGUUUUCCAUUUGUAAUGAUAAUGAUAUUGUUUUAAAGUGUGUGUGUGUGUGUGUGUGUAACAUUAUUAUGGGUUUUUAAGGCCAUGAAACAUAUGUGGAGAUUGGAACUCAACUUUGUGAAAUCUACCUUGUUCCAUUCAUGUGGUGAUCAAGAUAAGUUUACACACCAGAGAAAUUGCCACUGUGUUCUCUGGCUGAUGCUCAAAUAAGAUUAGUUGAAUUGUUAUGUCAGUAAACUUGUCUUUUCAGAAUGUAAACAUAUUUCCACCGAAAGAUAGAUGAAAAUAGGACAAAUUGAAUAAUAAAUUGCAAAUGAAAAUGUUA
Alexandromys fortis (reed vole) is the source of this 9997-nucleotide messenger RNA. RefSeq names its product zinc finger protein 431-like. The transcript has 4 exons. Gene Ontology annotation, biological process: regulation of transcription by RNA polymerase II. Gene Ontology annotation, cellular component: nucleus. Bases 5975 to 7705 code for a protein of 576 amino acids. The record is from RefSeq and is a predicted model, not a curated record. Gene Ontology annotation, molecular function: DNA-binding transcription factor activity, RNA polymerase II-specific. NCBI's taxonomy places the organism in Eukaryota, Metazoa, Chordata, Mammalia, Rodentia, Cricetidae.